Messenger RNA from Amaranthus tricolor (Joseph's coat), 4862 nucleotides. RefSeq names its product disease resistance protein RGA2-like. The record is from RefSeq and is a predicted model, not a curated record. Gene Ontology annotation, biological process: defense response to other organism. The coding region runs from base 130 to 3768 and encodes 1212 amino acids. Gene Ontology annotation, molecular function: ADP binding. NCBI's taxonomy places the organism in Eukaryota, Viridiplantae, Streptophyta, Magnoliopsida, Caryophyllales, Amaranthaceae. The transcript is spliced from 2 exons.
UUCAUACAACUGUUUCCCAUUAUCAUAAUCUACAGUAGUUUUAAGGCUUUGUAUUGACCAAUUUAUCGAUUACAUCUUGCAUCCUUCACAAAUUACAAUCUACUAUUAUCUUUCUCAAAACCCACAGUUAUGGCUGAUUUUGGAAUCUCCAUUGUUGAAAAGCUCAUAGAGGUGAUUGGGAGCGAGCUCAUCAGACAUAUUUGUUACCGUUGGGGCUACAAAUCUGAGCUUGAAAAACUUGAAAAAACCAUCAUAAUCAUCAAGGCUUUGCUCGUUGACGCUGAGGCUAAGCGCAACCUUUCAAUGGCACAACAGGGCUAUAUAUCCGACCUCAAGGCUGCUGUUUACGAUGCUGAUGACUUGUUCGAUGAGCUCUUCACUCUGGCUAAGCUCAAUGAGAUCGAUGGCGACAGGGGUGGUAAGUUCUUCGAAAAGGUACGUGCCUUCUUUUCUUCAAAGAAAGACAAGGUUAGUCGAGCUAAACAGAUGUCUCGUAGAGUUAAGGAAAUUAGGAAGCAAUUGGAUACUAUUGCUGACGAUCACAAUAAAUUUGGGCUUAUUAACUGUACCCCUAUUGUUAGGAGGCGGGAGGAAACUUGUUCUUAUGUUGAUGUAAAGGAUAUUAUUGGGAGGGAUUCUGAUAAGAAGGAAAUCUUAGAUGUGCUGUUAGAUCCUAGUGCUAGUGAUGAAUUUUGUUUCUUGACUAUUGUGGGAGUGGGUGGAUUGGGAAAAACGGCUCUUGCUCAACUUGUAUUUCAAGAUGAGAGCAUUCAAAAGGGGUUUUUGUCAUUAUGGGUAUGUGUUUCAGAUCAAGAUGGGGGACAAUUUGAUGUGAUGACAAUACUUUGUAAAAUUUUAGAAUUACUUAAUACUGAUGAGAAGCUAGAUGAUAGAUCCUCGUUUGAGUUAGUGCAAAGGAAGUUUCAAGAGCAAAUUAGUGGAAAAAAGUACUUUUUAGUUCUUGAUGAUAUAUGGAAUGAGGAUUAUGCAAAUUGGAAGGAAUUGGAGAAAUUCUUGAGGAUGGGUCUAGUGGGAAGCAGGAUUGUGGUAACCACUCGUUCAGAGAAGACAGCUAGUUGCAUAGGAAGUAAGCAUGUCCAUAAGUUAAACGGUUUGUCCGAGGAGGAUUCGUGGUAUUUAUUUGAGAUGAUAGCAUUUGAGGGAGUAAAAGAUCAAGAGUUGGUUAAGAUAGGGGAGAAUAUUGUAAAAAAAUGUUGUAACACUCCUCUUGCUAUAAAAGUUAUAGGAAGUCUUUUACGUGGUCAAUCAAGAAAUAAGUGGGAGUCAAUUAAAGAGAGUGAUUUGGGUGAAAUUAAGGAGGGUAGUGACCAAAUUUUGCAUACAUUGAAGCUUAGUUACUACAAUCUUACACCCUCGUUGAAGAGUUGUUUUAGUUACUGCGCAAUAUAUCCCAAGGAUCAUGUGAUGGAUAGGAAGAAGUUGAUUGACCUUUGGUUGGCACAGGGAUAUAUUGUACCGUUAGAUGGGGGUCAAAGUUUAGAAGUUGCUGCGGAGGAAUAUUUUUUAAUUUUGUUGCGAAGGUGUUUUUUUCAGGAUGUGGUGAAGAACAAGUUUGGUGAUAUUGAGUCUGUUAAAAUGCAUGACUUAAUCCACGAUAUUGCUCAAGAAGUGAGCAAAGACGAAAUUUGUGUUGUAAAUUCUAAAACAAAGAAUGUGGGAGAGAAGGUACGUCAUUUGAAUGAUGAUUGUAAAUAUGAAAAGCAUAUAAUGUGUUGUGCUAAGAUUCGUUCAUACAUUUCCAUUAAUAGAAUGGUUGAUAAAGAAGUAGAGAACAUGACUGCUUUAAGGAUAUUGCAUGUGUUGUCAGGUGUUCAAAGAUUGAUAUUAUCAUCUUUGCAUAAGUUUUUGCUUUUGAGAUAUGUUUAUUUACAUGAUGAUGAUGAGGAUGAAGGAUUGUUAGCACUACCUGAUUCCUUUACAAGACUAUAUAAUCUACAAACAUUAAUUUUAGAAUGUAAACGAUUAGAGGAGUUGCCAAAAGAUUUUGGUAAUUUGAUUAACCUUAGGCAUUUGGACAUAAGCAAAUGUCGUCACUUGAUAGGUAUGCCUUUAGGUAUUGAUAAAUGUACAAAUCUUAGAACUUUACCAUAUUUUGUGGCGGGCAAUGGGAAUUCAUAUGCAAAACUCAAAGUGUUACAAGUUCUCAAUAAGAUCAAAGGAAGCAUCCGUAUCAUAAUAAGAGAAAAUUAUGAACAUGUGGAUGAAGUGAGUGAUACAGAAGGAGGUUAUUUGAAAGACACGAAACAUCUCACUAAUGAGCUUAUUAUUAAAUUUGGAGGUGAAUGUGUUAAUCCUGAAGGCCUCAUGAAAAACUUGCAACCACCUUCCCCUCUCAAGAGUAUAAAGUUGGACAGCUACAAUGGUAAAGCAAUACAAUGGUUUGCAAUCUCUCCCCUACAUCAUCUUAGCCACAUUGAGAUCACAUGGUGUGAUAAGUUGGAGCAAAUACCUGUGCUUAGUAAACUGCUCCAUCUGAAAUCAUUGACACUUUCUCACUUAUAUAGUGUAGAGUAUAUGGAGGAAGGAAUAAGCAAUAGCAACGAUGAUACAAAAGAAGUGGUUGAUUUCUUUCCUUCUCUUGAAUUUCUAGAAAUUUAUCGAAUGAAAGAGUUGAAAGGAUGGUGGAAGGAGGGAGGUAUGAGAUUGAGAUUUCCCCGCCUCUUUUGUUUAUAUAUGAUAAGUUGUCAUAACUUCACAUCAUUUGUUCCUUAUUUAAGCCCUGAAAAUUUUCCAGAGCACCAAUUCCCCACUUUAUGUACGUUGCGGAUUGAAGAUUGCCCUAAAUUGGCUUCAAAUUUCGUUUGCCCUAGCUUGAAAAAGUUGGAAUUAGAAAAUAUCAAUGAAAGGUUGCUAAUAACUUGUGAGAAUUAUCAAGUUGAUGUGAUCACCAAACCUAGGGAUGUUUGUAUAAGCCACAAGGUGAGUCAUCUCAAAUCACUACGCUUAAAUGGUAUUACUACACUUGCCCUAGAUCGCUGUAUCGAUUCAGAGGUGGAGAGCUUUGUAGAAUUCAAGGAGGAAUUAAAUCAGAGUUGUGCUUCUUCCCUCCAAACACUUGAAAUUCAAGGUUGUUACAAUCUGAGAAGACUUUCAGGGUUGGAGUCCCUUACAGCCUUGCAGGAGCUGUCAUUGAUUUCCAAUCGCAAUUUGAGAAUCAAUGAAGAUGACGAAGAGCCUUGGAAAUCCUUUCAUUCCCUUCAUGAACUCAAAUUUAGUGAUCUCUCAGAAAUGAAAAGUCUGCCUAAAGGGAUGCAACACUUGACCUCCCUCCAAACACUUACAAUUCUACGUUGUGACAAUCUGAGGAGACUUUCAGGGUUGGAGUCCCUUAUAGCCUUGCAGAAGCUAUCAUUGUAUUACAAUCACAAUUUGUGCAUCAAUGAAGAUGACGAAGAGCCUUGGAAAUCCUUUCAUUCCCUUUGUGAACUCACAUUUAAUUGUCUCUCAGAAAUGAAAAGUCUGCCUGAAGGGAUGCAACACUUGACCUCCCUCCAAUACCUCGAACUUUUUUUGUGUGGACUACAAGGGCUACCACAAUGGAUGAGUUGCUUAUCAUCUCUGCAAUCUCUAUAUAUAGAUGAUUGUCCAGGCAUCGAAUCAUUUCCAGAAGCAAUGAAGGACCUCACCUCCCUCAACAGCCUUACAAUACAAGCUUGUCCAUAUCUAAUAAAAAUAUGCGAAAAUUCCGACGGAAAGGAAUUCCAGAAAAUCAAACACAUCAAAAAUCUCAAUUUCAGCUCUUUAUAGCUGAAUUUUUGAAGCUUCAAAGUAGGAGUUGCUGAGUCAAAUGGGUUUGUUUUUGAACGAUGAAAAAGAGUCCCAUAAAUGGUAAAGAAUAUAGAUUAUUGUCAUCAAGAAAAUUGCUACAGCUGAAAUUGUUAUGGCAAAAAGAACAACCUUAGAUCUUAUUCUUUGACUGAUUUUUUGAUCUGGGUAAGACAUUAUUACAUGAAAAGAUUCAAUCUUUCCUGUUUUUCUCCCUUCUUAAACUCAUAUGUGCUAAUUUAUAUUGCAUCAAAGAAGAAAUAAUGGAAAAGUGGUAAUCUUUAUGGUCUAAAGAACACCAAAAAAGCAAGAAUGCAUCAAUGGAGAGAAAUAGGUUUAGAAGGCAUAUAUACAUGAAAAGUUUCAACCUUUCUUGUUUUUCUCCCUUCUUAAACCCAUAUGUGAAUAUUUUUGUAGCAUUAAAGAAGAAAAUCAGAAAAAAUGGAAGAAAAGUACUAAUCUUGAUGGUUUGAAGAACACCAAAAAAGGGUAUUGAAGCUCUGAGAUUUUGACCAAAAAAGCAAGAAUGCAUCAAUGGAGUACAAGUAAACAGGAAUAUGCAGAAUGUGUUCUGUGUAAAAAAAAUACAAAAAAAAUAAAACCGUGGACCAGAUCAGACCAGACCGUUCUAGAACGGUCUGGUGUCUUGAUUGGUCUGGUCUGGUCUGAAAAAUUUUCAGACCGGAAUUUCUGGUCUGGUCUGAUUUUUCUGUCAAACAAGACCAGACCGUGUGCAGCCCUAAUUGUUGCAGCUAGUUAUAUUAAUAUGUUAAUUUUAUAAUUUCUCUCAUUUUAGUAUUAGAACAAUUUUUAAAAGGUCUUAAUUACAUAACCGAAAAAGUAGAUAAUAUUAAAACAAUGUGAAUGAUUGAUUUUAAUUAUUAGUUUAAUGUAUUUUAUCUCAUUUCAGUUUAAAAGAACAAUUUUUGUCAUUUCUAAAAAUUGUAUAAUUUCUGUAAGUUUCUAAAUUGCAAAAUUGAUUGUAAUAGACUGAUAGUUAAUUUUCUUAUUUUAAAAUAAUCACAAUAUUAUUGGAAUAUCUGCAAAUUAUUAUCACUACUAAUAUUUGUAUACCU